AUGGCGUCGAGAAAAUGGGACGAGCCAGGCACGCUGCCACGACCACCACUACACAACGAGGCACACGAUGAACUGAACAACUACCCGCAGGGUAUCCAAUUCGACGCGUCGACCCCGGUAAACGAGGGAUUUGUGGGCGAUACAGAAGCCUCGUACACCGGCCAGCCGGAUGAUGAUGACGUCGCGUCUACCGUAUCCGCGGCAUAUUACAUCGAGCCCCGCUUCACGCCAGGACCUCAACCCCCAGCCGCGCCACCACAGGAGAUUGUCGAUUAUUUGAGCCGAAACUUUGCCGAGGUGAAACGCGCCGAUCCGACGCCACGAAAGCGGGGCGGAAAAAGACUGGUUGACUGGCCGCGCCUCUUCGAAAAAGCGGGAAACCACAUGAUCCACACUGGGACGACGCCGAACCGCCCGAAUCCGCUGGUCGGCCGGCGAUUGCCGCAGAACCAUCGAUUUGUCAAUGCCCAA
Messenger RNA from Mesorhabditis spiculigera, 471 nucleotides. Lineage: Eukaryota; Metazoa; Nematoda; Chromadorea; Rhabditida; Rhabditidae. The record is from the annotation of a GenBank genome assembly.